Molecule: messenger RNA, 795 nt
Organism: Striga asiatica
Lineage: Eukaryota; Viridiplantae; Streptophyta; Magnoliopsida; Lamiales; Orobanchaceae
Source: the annotation of a GenBank genome assembly
AUGAAUAAAUCUCUAAGCUUUCAACUCUCCAUGCAUAUGCAUCAGGCGGUGGAGAUCGGGAAGGAGCUAGCAAGAAAGCAAUUUAUUCAUCACGUUUUUGGCGAAAAUGAAUUCGAAGAUGGGAACCACUUUUACAGGCUCCUUGAACACGAGGCAUUCAUACCAAAGUGCUACAACUUUCGAGGUGUAGUCAAUGAUUGUGAGCCUAAGGCGGCAGCCUGUGUGAGUCAGAAGCUGGGUUGCUUAAUGUCAGCAAUAGUCGAGACUUACGCAUUUGAUGGUGGAAGGAAUCUAGAUUUCGUUGGAAUUAGCAAGAGUGAAGAGUUUCGUAGAUAUUUAAAUUUAGUUGAGGAUCUGCAACGAGUGGACCUCCUAACCCUUUCACAUCAACAAAAGUUGGCCUUCUUCUUAAACCUGCACAAUGCAAUGGCCAUGCACACUGCUGUGAUAAGUCGUAGAAUGGGUUCAGAAUUCAUGUACGUUGUCGGGGGCCAACCCUACUCAUUAAGCUCUAUAAAAAAUGGGAUUCUCAGAAACAACCGAAGACCGCCAUACUCGCUCACAAAGCCAUUUGGCAAUGCUGACAAGCGCCUGCAGCUGGCUUUUCCCAAACUCAACCAACUCAUUCAUUUCGGGACAUGGAAUGCAACUAGAGGUAGCCCGUUACUAAGAUUUUUUACUCCUCAAACUGUUGAAUCUGAGUUGAGAAAUGCCGCAAGGGAGUUUUUCCUAAGGGAUGAUGGGAUGCAAGUGUACCUUGCCAACAGGACCGUCUACCUCUCCCGGAUUAUUAAG